Molecule: messenger RNA, 444 nt
Organism: Rhagoletis pomonella (apple maggot)
Lineage: Eukaryota; Metazoa; Arthropoda; Insecta; Diptera; Tephritidae
Exons: 2
Source: RefSeq, a predicted model, not a curated record
CUCACCGCAGAAAAUUGCAAGCAAAUAUUCGACUCGCGCGUAAACAAAUCAGGCCGCUUUGACACGGCUCAGCUGUUUCCAACAGUUCCAAAUGUCAACAUCAUUCCAGUGUUGUCGGCAUCGAGAGUACAGUGCCGAUUUGAGUUUUAUGGCGGCGUCGAUGAAAGAGUGCAGAUCAAAUUUCUGGAUUUUCAUAUACCAGCAGAAACAAAAAAUUCAACGGAAUGCAAGCCAAAUGAUUCAUUGCAAUUGCUAACCCUAGUGCGAGGGAAAUAUGAGCCUACUGAAACAUUUUGCGGCGCAUUCCUACCAAAGCCAAUCAUGUCGAAUGGACCCAAGAUUUUAUUACAAUUUGUUGGGCGCUAUCCGCCGACUGGUUCAAAAAUCAAUUAUUACGGUUUCAAAGCAGAGUACAAGUUUGUUAAGAGUGCGUUACUUUUAUAA